AUGGAGCAGCAAGCAGUUCUUUAUGGAGCUGUCAUGAGUAGGAAGAAGAUUGAUGCUGGAGUAUUCCAGAUUGACAUGACUGCUUCUGGUUCCCAAUCUUUAGUUAAAGACUUUGAGGCUUUCAUCCAGUCAGAUGGCAUAAUAGAAAUGCUACGUUUUGAUGAAGGAGACCUAUUGCAGAAAAAAACUGGGGGAUCUUUUGUGUUUAAGACUCGUUUUCACAUAGAGUUGGGAUGCAAUUGGAUAGCACAACUAGAGGAACUGGGAAGUGUUGCAAGACUCCCAAAUGUAAAGGCAGCUCUUGGGACCAAAUCGCCACUGGGUUUAAAGAAAGUUCAAAUUACUGCAGUGAGGAAGUAUGAUGCUGUCAGUGUCUUAAAUUUAAAACCAUUUUUUCUUUUACAGACUGAGACAACUAUAGGCCUCAGUUCAUAUCAACAGAAAAGUGUAUCCCUAUAUCGGGGAAAUUGCCGACCCCUCCGGUUUGAGCCACCAAUGCUGGAUUUCCAUGAACAGCCAGUUGGAAUGCCAAAAAUGGAAAAAGUUUACCUACAUAACCCUAGCUCAGAAGAAACAAUUACAUUAGUAUCAAUAUCUGCUACAACAUCACAUUUUCAUGCAUCAUUUUUUCAAAAUAGGAAAAUUCUUCCAGGAGGGAAUACAUCCUUUGAUGUAGUUUUCCUCGCAAGAGUAGUGGGAAACGUAGAGAACACUUUAUUUAUUAACACUUCCAAUCAUGGGGUAUUUACUUAUCAGGUGUUUGGCAUUGGAGUUCCGAACCCCUAUCGAUUGCGCCCAUUUAUUGGGGCACGAGUUCCUGUAAAUAGCAGUUUUUCUCCUAUAAUAAAUAUACACAACCCUCACAGUGAACCUUUGCAGGUGGUAGAAAUGUAUUCCAGUGGAGGUGAUCUCCAUUUAGAGCUUCCAACAGGUCAGCAAGGAGGUACAAGGAAGUUGUGGGAAAUACCUCCCUAUGAAACAAAAGGAGUGAUGAGAGCCAGCUUUUCUUCAAGAGAAGCAGAUAAUCAUACAGCCUUCAUUAGAAUAAAAACAAAUGCCUCAGACAACACAGAAUUUAUCAUUCUCCCUGUUGAAGUAGAAGUUACAACAGCACCAGGAAUCUAUUCAUCAACAGAAAUGCUAGAUUUUGGUACACUACGAACACAAGAUCUGCCAAAAAUUUUAAAUCUGCAUUUAUUAAAUUCAGGAACAAAAGAUGUGCCAAUUACAAGUGUUAGACCUACACCACAGAACGAAGCUAUAACAGUACAUUUCAAGCCAGUUACGUUAAAAGCCUCUGAAAGUAAAUAUACCAAAGUUGCAAGUAUUAGCUUUGAUGCAUCAAAAGCAAAAAAAGCAUCACAGUCUUCUGGGAAAAUAACUGUUAAAGCAAAAGAGAAGAGCUACUCCAAACUUGAAAUACCAUAUCAAGCAGAAGUGUUGGAUGGUGCUGCCACACCAUUUCACAUCCGUGACAGUGCUGCUGAUUCCGUGGAAAGACUGAUCUAUCUAACAAACACAUUCAAUUUUGCAGUCCUUAUACAUGAUGUUGUGUUACCAGAAGAAGCAAAACCAAUGUUUAAAGUCCAGAACUUCAGUAAACCAGUCUUAAUUCCGCCUAAUGAAUCCAGAUAUAUUUUUACACUUUGUUUUAUGCCUUCCACAUCAUCUGUUCACAUAGACAAUAAUAUUUUACUUAUCACCAAUGCUUCUAAAUUUCACCUACCUGUUCGAGCAUACACAGGAUUUUUAGAUUACUUUGUACUGCCUCCAAAAACUGAGGAACGAUUUAUAGAUUUUGGCAUAUUGAGUGCAACAGAAGCUACCAGCAUGUUAUUUGCAGUUAUCAACAGCAAUCCGAUAGAGCUGGCUGUAAAAAGUUGGCAUAUUAUAGGGGAUGGUUUGGCCAUAGAACUUCUAACAACUGAAAAGGGAAACAGAACAACAAUAAUUGCAAACCGUCAUGAACUACAAAAUACUAGUGCAUCCGAUCAGUCUUCAGUGAUACUAGCAUCGGGUUAUUAUGCUGUGUUUAGAGUAAAACUGGUAGCAAAAGAACUUGAAGGAAUUCAUGAUGGAGCUGUGCAAAUCACGACAGAUUAUGAGAUUUUAACUAUACCUGUGAAGGCAGUGAUUGCUGUAGGCUCGCUGACCUGCUCCCCAAAACAUGUUUUUCUUCCACCUUCAUUUCCGGGGAAGGUAGUUCACCAAAGCCUGAACAUUAUGAACUCCUUUUCUCAGAAAGUGAAAAUACAACACAUACGCUCCCUGUCGGAAGAUAUAAGGUUUUAUUAUAAGAGGCUAAGAAGUAAUAAAGAAGAUUUACAGCCAGGGAAAAAAUCAAAGAUUGCAAAUAUUUAUUUUGAUCCUGGUUUACAAUGUGGAGAUCAUUGUUAUGUAGGAUUGCCUUUUCUAUCUAAAUCGGAAUCUAAAGUACAGCACAGUGUAGCAAUGCAAGAAGAUGCGUGGGAUUCUGACUGGGAUUUGCAUGAGAACUUAUUCAAAGAAUGGACAGAAAUAAGAGAGAACUCAAGCCAUAGACUGAAUGCUGUAUUUGAAGUAGACACAGAUCUUCAGAAGGAUGUCCAGUUGAAAAUUACAGCAGAAAUGGCCUGGCCUUCCAUACUCAGUUCACCACGCUAUCUAAGCUUCCCUCUUACCAAUACAAACAGUUCAUCAGAAGAAGAAAUUUUUCUAGAAAAUCCAGCUGACGUUCCUGUGUAUAUUCAGUUCCUUCCUGUAGCUCUGUAUUCGAACCCAUCCGCCUUUGUUGAUAAAAUGUUAGAACGGUUUAAUUUGAGUAAACCAACUAAUUUCAAUCUGAGGACUCUAGAAUUCCAAGUCUUCAGAAAUUGU
Pelecanus crispus (Dalmatian pelican) is the source of this 2856-nucleotide messenger RNA. NCBI's taxonomy places the organism in Eukaryota, Metazoa, Chordata, Aves, Pelecaniformes, Pelecanidae. The record is from RefSeq and is a predicted model, not a curated record.